CGAAAAUGAAAUUACAAAAUUACACAGACAUCGGAAACGCACAAACGACGUCGAAGGUUCGGUGACCGCCGGCGGAUCGCAGCCGGAUCCUCCCUCCUCUUCUUCUUCCUCUUGCGCAGUCUCGCGACGGCCGAAAACCCCCAAGGCGAACCAGGGGAGGAGAGACGAUUCGAGCCUCUCGAGCUCCGAAGAGACCUCGCCGCACUUCGCCGUCGCCGAUCGCGUCCCCGAAGAGCCUCCGAUGAAGCCGCCCCUCCUCCUGCUGCUGCUCCUCCUGUCCGCCCUCGCCGGCGCCGCGUCGCCGGCGAGGCCCGAUUCCGACCCCGGCGGCUUCGCCGAGUGGAGGCUCGUCACCAAGCAGAACUUCUCUUCUCAGAUCAGGCACCACCCUCACGUCCUCCUCCUCGUCACUCUUCCAUGGUCUGGUGAGUCUCGAUCCCUCAUGAAAGAGAUUGCUCAUUCGCUCCAUAAAAGGAAAGAAGAAUUUGGCUCUUUGAGGCUGAUGUUUAUGUACAAAAAUGUGGAAAAGAUGCUGGCGGAUGCUAUAGGUGCUUCCCAGGAAACCACCAUUCUGUAUUAUCACCAUUCUACAUCUUAUAAGUAUCAUGGAAGACUUCGGGCACAGAAUAUAUUGUGGUCACUUCGUCCUUAUUUGACAGUUCCUCCUGAAAAUCUUCCCCUCGAACUUAUCAAUCUCGAACAAGACUUGAAAAGCUUCCUUGAUUCGACAGACAGAGCUUUACUUCUUUUGGAAUUUUGUGGAUGGGCUCCAGAAUUGCUGAUUAGGGAGAGGAAGAAUGGUACUGAACAUGGUUAUGUCUCACAGGGGGAUAUUGUUGAAGCCAAUUACCAUGAAAAGACAGACAGUAUGUCGACAUUUAUUGCAAGCAAGAAGCAGAAGAGUUUGGAAAAUGGUGUCGCACAAUGUGGAGUCCAAAAUGCAUUCUAUGGGAUCCCUUCUUUUGGGGAAUCAAGCUUGGUCAAUGAUAGUUCUACCACAGACAGCACUGAGGACGAGAGGCACGGGCUUGGAGUCUCAUGUAAUUUUGGAGAGUUUCAACAGUUUGAAUCGUUCUUCUCCAAGUUUACGAUGGCUGCAAGAGAGUUUUUUCUGCCACCUGAGAGGCAUAGAUUUGGUCUGAUUACAAAUAGAUCAUUACUUUUGUCAUUGGGGGUUGGAGAAAUUAAUUCAUGGUCAGCAAUGAUACAUUAUGCUGGAUGUCCCAGUUGCUCAAAGUAUCUCAAGAAAGAGGAGGACUUAGAGAGGUUUCUGCAGAUGGAAGAUCCGGCAGUUGCAGAAUUGGAAGAUAAUGAGCCUAACUUAGGGCCUGCUUUACCAGCAAAUAAGCCAUCGAUACUUCUUUUUGUGGAUAGGUCAUCGGACUCAUCAGAAACUAGAAUUAAGAGUAAGGAAGCUCUUGAUGCUUUUAGAGAACUGGCGCUGCAGUACCAUAUUCCCGUUCAUAUGCGUGAAAAGAAUAAAGAAGAGCUGGGAAAAUUUUCAGCCCAUUCACAUCUGUCAUCAAGAAGCAUGCCUAGGCACCCUAAAGCACCAGGAAGUACAUCUAGGCAUCCUAAGUUAAAACUAUACCAAUCAGCUCAGAGUGUAAAAUUAGGGGAUAAGGUGUCUAUCAUGAUAGUGAAUGAGGAAAAGCAUGUAACUUUGGAUAAGAUCUCUACUGAUGUGCAAGCAAGUUCUUUGCAUGAGGUUUUGGAAAAUCUUCUUCAGAAAAACAAGGCAGCCAAGUUGAGCUCACUUGCCAAGAAGGCAGGCUUCCAACUUCUGUCUGAUGAUUUUGAGAUUAAAAUAGCAAAUCCAUUGUCGCCUCAGACAGAAAUUCAGCCUAACCAGGCUACAGUCGAACUUUCCAAGGAAGACCUUGUAAAUCAGAUUGAUCGGGACCAGGAGAAAGUAAUGGAUAUUGUGAGCACAUCAGCUGCAGGACUUGGAGAAAAUAUGAAUCCCACUGGUUCAGGACUUUUACGUCACGAUGAAGAGAAGAUAGACACUGCUAAUUUGAGCGAUGACUUAACAUCUGCAGAAAGUGAGCAAUUUUUUACCAAUACUGAACUUGAUAAUUUUGAAGAUGCCGGGGUGGAUGAAAUACAUUUGUCAAAGGUGGAUAAAUUAAGGGAACAGCUGCAGUCACGAGGCUUGGAAGGUUCAUUUUACUUUUUGGAUGGUAAUUACCAGCUGCUGAAGGCCUUGACUGGAGGGUUGAAGGUUCCAUCCUUGGUAAUAAUUGAUCCCGUUAUGCAAUGCCACUAUCUGUUCCCAGAUCAGACACAUUUUAGCUACACUUCACUGGCUAACUUCGUGAAUGGGUAUUUGAAUGGAAGUCUUCUCCCAUAUCAGCACUCUGAGUCUCUGAUACCAAUGCUUCGGGAUGCUGCUCGCCCCCCAUUCGUAAAUUUGGAUUUUCAUGAGGCUGAUUCUAUACCACGGAUAGCAGCUAAAACUUUUAGUGAGCUGGUUUUUGGAUUUAAUCACUCUGAGAUUGGUAAUGUUGCACCUGCUAGGCGGAAGGAUAUGUUGGUCCUGUUUAGCAAUAGCUGGUGUGGACUUUGCCAGAGAAUGGAACUAGUUGUUCGUGAAGUACAUCGAGCUUUGAGGGGUUAUAUGAACAUGUUGUCUCAUAAAUUUCAAAAUGCUCAAACACAGUUCAGCAGUGAUUUAGGAAGUUCUUCAUAUAUGGAAGACAACAUGGAGGAUAUGGCUCAAAAGCUUCCUCUCGUUUUCUUGAUGGAUUGCACAAUGACUGACUGCAGUCUGAUUUUCAAAGCAAUAAACCAGAGAGAACGUUACCCAGCUUUGAUGUUGUUUCCGGCAGAAAAUAGAACUCCUGUGUCUUAUGAUGGGGAUAUGGCGGUUGCAUCUAUUGUCAAAUUCUUAGCUGACCAUGGAAGUUAUUCUCAUAACCUCAUCAACGAGAAGGGAAUCCUUUGGACUCCUGCAAAAUAUGGCAUGGGUCAAAAUUCUUUCAGCACAUCACCAAAGGACCAGUUACAAGACUUUUUGCUUCAAAACACGGCAGCAGACAGAACAGUCAAGUACAGUCGGACCAAAAUGCCUAAAUCGAAUGGCCUAGAUGGAGCAGCUUCCCAUGUGGUGGCGGGUUCCAUCCUUGUCGCCACUGAGAAACUUCUUGGCAUGCACCCAUUUGAUAACUCCCAGAUUCUUAUUGUGAAAGCGGAUAAAGCCUCUGGGUUUCAAGGUCUGAUCAUCAACAAGCCUAUUAGUUGGGAUCUUCUGCAUGAACUGGAAGAAGGGUCUGAAUUUCUUAAGGAGGCACCUCUUUCACUGGGUGGGCCCCUUGUGAAUCGUAGACUGCCUUUAGCCUGUUUAACUCGAGUUGAUAAGAACCAGUACCUGGAAAUCCUACCUGGGAUACGCUUCAUUGACCAGCUGGAGACGAUUAGAGAGAUCGAUGAACUCAGGGCAGGAAAUGGAUCCGUCGCUGAUUAUUGGUUUUUCUUGGGGUAUGCAAGCUGGGGUUGGGACCAGCUAUUCGAUGAGAUUGAUAAAGGAGCUUGGAACAUCAAAGAGGACGCACUGAAGGAAUUUACUUGGCCGAGACCAUGAUCUUUCGCUUUGUUGUACCAUCCAGUUUCUGUCGGGAUAUCUUUGGAAAGCUCAUUAUAGGAAUUUUGAAAGAGCGUCUGAAAGAUGGGUGCGUCUUUUCCUAGUUGUAUUUGAUUAUACGUCCCCAGAGAGACGUUGAGAUCACAUUCGGGCAUACCUUUCGGAUGUUUAGUUUUAUUGAAAUUGUCGGUUUACAUGUAGAUAUAGCAUUAUGCUAGUUUUGAGGUA
Messenger RNA from Eucalyptus grandis, 3811 nucleotides. RefSeq lists its product as uncharacterized. Lineage: Eukaryota; Viridiplantae; Streptophyta; Magnoliopsida; Myrtales; Myrtaceae. The record is from RefSeq and is a predicted model, not a curated record. The transcript has 8 exons. Bases 242 to 3583 code for a protein of 1113 amino acids.